GAUUGCUGUGGGCAGCUUCACCCCCAGUGAUCAUGAGGGGUGUCCUGCCAGUCUCAUUCCUGCUCCUCCUGGUGACCAUGUCUGAGGGUGCCGUGAUCACGGGGGCUUGUGAGCUGGAUGUGCAGUGCGACCUGGGCACCUGCUGCGCUCUCAGCGUGUGGAUGCGAGGACUGCGCCUGUGUAUCCCACUGGGACGUGAAGGAGAAGAGUGUCACCCGCUCAGCCACAAGGUGCCCUUCUCCAGGAAGCGAAAGCACCACACCUGCCCCUGUCUGCCCAGCCUGCUGUGCUCCAAGUUCCCGGAUGGCAGGUACCGCUGCUCCACGGACUUGAAGAACAUCAACCUUUAGGUGUGCACCAGUUUCGGACGCUGCUGCCAUGCUUGACUUCACUUCACUUCCUGCUCAAGUGUCCUGAUUUCCCACUAACCACCCCUUUCCACACUGCCCACUUUUCUUGUGUGUGCAGAAGGCCACCCUGCUUGGCAGAGUCCCCCUAGAUUAUGCCUGUGCCCCUAGGACAGCCUGCUUGACUGCCUGAAAGUCUAGAAGAGUCAGAGACAAGACCUUGUUCUCUCC
Molecule: messenger RNA, 578 nt
Organism: Suncus etruscus (white-toothed pygmy shrew)
Lineage: Eukaryota; Metazoa; Chordata; Mammalia; Eulipotyphla; Soricidae
Gene: PROK1
Product: prokineticin 1
Exons: 3
Coding region: 33-350 (105 amino acids)
Source: RefSeq, a predicted model, not a curated record